Messenger RNA from Spodoptera litura, 1400 nucleotides. Its product is annotated as retinol dehydrogenase 11-like. Lineage: Eukaryota; Metazoa; Arthropoda; Insecta; Lepidoptera; Noctuidae. The record is from RefSeq and is a predicted model, not a curated record.
CUUCCCUCGGCAUAAUAUUAUUAGUGUAGAUAACACAGCGCACCGGGCCGCAGUAUAGUAGAGGCCAGUAUCAAAGCCGCGCGCCGCAGUAAUGUACGCCGUUCUACUUGUUGUGCUUAGUACUUUUAUUAUCUUUGCGCUAUAUCAAAAAACUAAGAAUGCAAUAUGCAUGUCCAGAAAAAGACUGGUAGGCAAAACCGUAAUAGUGACUGGAGGAACAGCUGGAAUGGGCCUCCACAUAGCUACAGACUUGGCCCGUAGAGGAGCGAGAGUGAUAGUUGCCUGUCCUUUUGAAGAUGAAGGCACUAACGCUAGGAAACAUAUAGUGAAGGUGACUGGCAACGAUGACGUGGUAUACAAACACCUCGACUUGGGAUCUUUACAAUCAGUGAGACAAUUUGCAGCAGACAUCUUGAAGACUGAAGAUAGACUGGACGUUCUACUAAACAACGCUGGAGUUGGUAUCCCUGGGGACUUCCUGACUGCGGAUGGAAUGAACUUUAUAAUGCAAGUGAACUACUACGGAACAUUCCUACUGACACUACUACUCAUCCCUCUUUUAAAGAAAACUGGGAAACCUGGUGAAGCGAGCAGGAUCAUAUUAACAGCAUCAGUGCUACAUCGUAUUGCAAAAAUGGAAAUGGAAAACUUAAAUAGAACUAAUUAUUGGAAUAAGAUUAGAAUGUAUGGUAAUAGUAAAUUAUGUCUCGUCUUAUUUGGCAAAGAACUCGCAAAGAGAUUGAAAGGAUCCAACAUCGUGGUUAACAAUAUAGAUCCAGGUUUAGCUGGGACCAGAAUUUACAAAUCUGCAAACACAGUGCUUGGAAACAUAACGAUAUUAUUUUUGAAUUUAUUCUUCAAGACUCCUUGGGAGGGCGCCCAGACUACUUUACAUGUGACUUUAGACGAGGAAGCUGGAAAAGUGAGUGGAGAAUACUUCAUAAAUUGUAAAAUAGGUAGACCUUCGAAACAAGCGUGUUGUGAUAAAACUGCCAAAGUGCUUUGGGAAGAAUCGGUGAGAUUAGUGAAACUAACAGAAGACGAACUACAACAUUGUUUUAAAUAACUCUUUUACUAAGUAUAAGUCAUUCUUAUCAACAGGUAGCAUUUACUCUGUAAGAAUAAUAAGUACAAUAGCUAUUACAAUGCGCUGGUUAAUGGUCAUGGCCGCUAAUUUGUUUGUAAAAUCACUCUGAUCAAAGGGCAUCUAUAUAAUAUAUUUUAUAACCAGCAAAACUUGUUUGAGUUUCAAUGAACAUAGUGUCGUAACACAUUUAGAAUUUUUUAUCACAUAAAAGUGACUCUAUAUAGUUAUUAAACAUUGGUCCAAUGAGUAGGUAAAUAUAAAAUUGUAAUAACAGAACUAGUAACAUGAUACUAAAUUACACAAUUGUUACUUA